Messenger RNA from Aspergillus vadensis CBS 113365, 2337 nucleotides. It is a transcript of the gene somA, whose product is annotated as putative cAMP-dependent protein kinase pathway protein (Som1). NCBI's taxonomy places the organism in Eukaryota, Fungi, Ascomycota, Eurotiomycetes, Eurotiales, Aspergillaceae. Gene Ontology annotation, biological process: positive regulation of transcription by RNA polymerase II. Gene Ontology annotation, molecular function: protein binding. The record is from RefSeq and is a predicted model, not a curated record. Gene Ontology annotation, cellular component: nucleus. The coding region runs from base 1 to 2337 and encodes 778 amino acids. The transcript has 5 exons.
AUGAACCCCGGUGCAGGGGGCCCAGUGGGAGGUGUGCCCAUGAUCAACAAUGGCUCUGCCGCCCCCCGUAACGAACAAAACAUCAACAUUCCUGAAAACAUGAUCAACAACCUCAACACUUAUAUCUACGAUUAUUUCUUGAAGCGCGGCUACCACGAUUGUGCUAGGGCGCUUGUGAAGGACGAGUCCAUCAAACUUAAUACCGAGCCGCCGAUCAAGACGAGUCCGGGUCAUCGUCGCGAUGCCGACGUGAACGGUGUCGACGGUGAUACAAUGAUGACGGAUGGGAAGGAUGGAGAUAAAAUGAAGAUUCCUGAUGACCUCCCCCGCCCUAAUCUCCCUAAUGAAGGACAGCAGUCGUCAUUCCUCCUUGACUGGUUUAGCCUCUUCUGGGAUUUCUUCUGGGCUCAGCGCAAGAAGGGAAACAGCAAUGAUGUGAGGAGUUAUCUUACACACACCCAGAAUAUGAUGCGCCUCAGGGAACAACAUCAGAAUCAAUUAUUACGACAGCAGCCACUGAUGAAUGGACAGAUGGGCCAAAAUAUAAUUCGCCGAAACGGCAUGGUCCCCCCUAAUCUUCAAAAAACUGUGUUGCAGAACAAUACUUCUGGCCUGUCGCAACAACAACUCGCCCAGAUGCAUAAAAACCAGCAGGUCCAGAUCAUGCAACAGAUGCAGCGAGAGCAUUCGGACAUGGACAUGAACGGCCAUCGACCCCAGUCCCCCGCAUCGGCAGAAAAUGCCCCGUCUCCGUCGAAACGACCUCGCCUCGAAGGUGGCCCCAUGAACGGGCAGCAACUGGCGCCUAACGGACGCGGUCAGGCCCAGGGUAUCCCAGGCCAGCCGACCCCGCAAGCACUUUUGAUGCAGAACGGACUCAAUCGGGCGAUGAACCCCAAUCAGUUCCAGGCUUUCCAGCAGUCGGGACCGGCUGCGCAGCAGAAACAGAUGCAGGUAUAUGCUCACAACUUGGCCGUUCAUCACACACGCUCAGCAUUGACGAACCAGGGCAUGCCGAAUGGUAUGAUGAAUCCCGCGAAUGUCAUGGCAAACCCGCAGACGGAAAUGGUGUCCAUACCGGAAGGCCAGGUGUAUCCCAUCAACGGUGACUACUAUGGCGCGAAUGGUCAAAUGGCCCAGGUUCGGACGGGGAUGCAGACACCUGGCGGUCAGCACGGCAACCACGCUCUCCAGGAUUAUCAGAUGCAACUUAUGCUGCUCGAACAGCAGAAUAAGCGGCGUCUGAUGAUGGCUCGCCAGGAGCAGGACAGCAUGGCUCGGCCUGAUGGCCAACCCCCAUUGCCCGGGCAGCAGUUGCCACCAGGCACCUCGCCCCAAGGCAGCAGGGCUGGCACAUCGCCGAAUCCCAACGACCAAAUGAAGCGAGGCACCCCGAAGAUGCCCCAGACCGGCCUCCCCGGAUCACCGAGCGCUGCCGACGCGAUGGCCCAGGGCCGUGGAUCCCCGGCAUCCAUGAACUUCCCUGGUGGCCAGAUGCCUCCCGAGAUGGCGGGUCCCCAGUUCUUCGUCAAGAACAUGGCUGAUGGUAUGGCGGCCCCCAACGGCAUGCGUCCUCCGAGCUCCAAUCCUGCGUUCAGCGCCCCUCAGAUGGGUCAACCGAUUCAAGCUGGUGCUGGCAAUCGCAUGCCCAACGGAGGUUGGCAGCCGCAGCAAGGAGCUCAGGGCCAGCCGAUGGCGCCGCAGCAGUCGCCCGCGACCCAGCCUCAGUCCACGGGAACGCCUCAGGAAAGGAAUGCCAUGCCGCCGCCCCAAGCUCCCCCAGCACCUGGUGCCAACGUCGGUCGAACCCAGCCUCCGUCGCCCCAAACCGCCGCUCCGCCGACGCCGCAGCAAGGCAACAAGCCCGCUCCGAAGAAGAAGGAGACCAAGGAUAGCCGGAAGCGACCGAAGAAGGGCGCUGCUGCUGCCGCCGCCGCCGCCCAGGCGAACACGGCUGCCACGCCAUCUUCCGAAGCAGAACAUCCGCCGACGCCUACGCCGUCGACGCCGAUCACGCCCCAGCAUCCGAACUCGUUCAACAAGGCCGGUGCAAAUGCUACGACUAGUGCUCCGCAGCAGCCAACGUCUGCCCCUGCACCUCCGCCACUUGUUCAACAGCCUCCGGACCAGACGCAGCAGCCUUUCAAUGAACUGAGCAUCCCUGAUGCAUCGGCUUUCAAUCUGGACUUUAGCGCCUUAGAAAACCCGGACAUCCUGGAGAAUUUCGACUUCGAUACGUUCCUCAACACUGAUGCAGACACUGCUGGAUUUGGAUUUGACCCCAACAUAUCGUAUCCAACCGAUGGUGUUGAGACCGGUGCCGGUGAUGGCUUGUGA